This is a messenger RNA of Effrenium voratum, 447 nucleotides long. The record is from the annotation of a GenBank genome assembly. Lineage: Eukaryota; Dinophyceae; Suessiales; Symbiodiniaceae.
AUGCCUACAGCUUUGACGCCCAAGCUUUGCAGCGAGGCGGUGGCAACAAUCAGGCCUGCCGCGCAAGCCUUUGCUGCUUCCGGUGGUGCCUUGCAGAGCUCCUUCGCAGCUGUCUGCCCUGGAUCUUGCUGGGCGGUUGCAUACUUUGGCUUCUGUGCAGUGACAGGCAACACGAGCUCGCGGAGGCUGCCUUGUCUUUGGGAAGUACCUUGCUUUUUGUUUCAGUUGUGUUUACCCGCAUGCAAAGCCAAGACAGUUGAGCUGCCAGAAGCUUUCUCGAAGACCCCAGAAGAUCUGACAUUGUUUGACCCAACGCCGUGCUUGUGGCAUUUGGGGGCUUCAGCCCGGUACUUCUGCAACACCUCCCAGCUGGACGUACGCUUUUUGCAAAAUCAGCAUGUUACCCUUGUGUCGCCCCCCAUAUCACCCCCGUGUCACCUACAGUGA